GUGGUCUUUGUUUCUCGUCCAACAACACAAAAAUGAAUUCAAAUGAACCAUAGUGAAAGGGUCUAUGGAAAAAGCUAAAAAGACUAACAGAAUUCCACUAAACAUUUUUUAAAAAAUACAUUCAAUUUGUUUUAUAAUAUAUAUAUACACACACACAACGAAAGCUAAAGGAAAUUGGAUAGGGAUAACCCAAAUUUCACUAUAAAUACUUCAAAAACACUGCCCCAUUUCAAUGCAUCUCCACAUCUUCUAAUUCUUUCCUCUUUCCUCUUUCUUCAAUAACAUCCUUAAAGCUUGUGUGUGUGUGCUGCUCUUUUAUCAUGGCUCUCUCUUCUUUCUCUUCUGUUUUUGCUUUCGUAAUAACUUUGCUUCUCAUGCAAAGGCUUUUCGAGAGUGCCACGUGUAACGAUUGUUUCACACGCUCUCGAGCUGCUCAUUACCCUAACUCGGAGGAGCAAGGAACCGAUCAUGGAGCAUGUGGGUAUGGAACUUUCGGAGCAACGAUUAACGACGGAGAUGUUGCAACUGCCUCUGAUCUUUACAGAAAUGGCCUUGGUUGUGGAGCUUGUUAUCAGAUAAGGUGCAUAGACAGUGAAUUGUGCUCCGAGAAAGGAACAAUGGUGGUGAUAACAGAUCAAGGCUCAGGUCCUGGCGAUUUUAUUAUGAGCCGAAGAGCCUAUGCUGGGUUGGCUCAAACCCCUUAUGCCGCUGUUUCUUUGAUGGCCCUUGGUGUCAUUGACAUUGAAUACAAACGAGUGGCUUGCAGUUACCCAAACAAAAACAUAACAAUAAAGAUUGAUGAGAAUAGCAAUGCUCCUCAUUACUUGGCCUUUGUCAUAAGGUUUCAACAAGGCAAAAAUGAUAUCACAGCAGUUCAGCUUUGUGAGACGAAGAACUUCGUGUGUAAGCUAUUAGAUCGAAGCUAUGGUACUGUGUGGACGACAGCAUCGCCACCGAGGGGGCCGUUGUCGUUGAGAAUGUUGCUGACAAAUGAGGAGGGAGACGAGCAGUGGAUUGUCCCCAUUAAUGAUAUUCCUCGUGACUGGAAGGCUGGAGAUAUCUACGACACUGGAGUUCAAGUUAAUUAAAUUCACCAUCAUUCCAUCUUAUAUAUAGAGAAUUUUUCUUCAUGUUUUUUAUUUUAAAAUUUUCUUAUAGUUAUUUUGAUUGGAAAUAAAUUGCUUCACUAGAUGAAAAUUAAAAUUCUUCUUGUUUUUGUUUGAUUGUAGUUUCCCUUUUUCUUUUUUCUUUUUUGGUUUCGAAAUUGGAAUAUUUGGCCGAGUUGUAUUGAAUCAUAUGUGUAAUCAUUCUAUUAUUUGGUUGGGUAUAUGUAAUUUUUAUAACAUAUUUGAGUUCUUGUGGUAUAUAUAAGUGUAUAAGACGUAAAUGUCGAAUUUUAAUUGGCAUCA
Messenger RNA from Cucumis sativus (cucumber), 1409 nucleotides. RefSeq names its product expansin-like B1. The coding region runs from base 321 to 1088 and encodes 255 amino acids. The record is from RefSeq and is a predicted model, not a curated record. NCBI's taxonomy places the organism in Eukaryota, Viridiplantae, Streptophyta, Magnoliopsida, Cucurbitales, Cucurbitaceae. The transcript is spliced from 5 exons.